AUAUCGUUAGGUAUAUAAGGUUGAUUAACAAUUAAGACAACUGUCAAUCAGUUGAUUCCUUUUUUUCGGUGAACAUCACGGAAAAAGAUGAAUCUCUUCGGACUUUUGUGCCUGCUUGUAAGCACCGUUCUAGUAAACGGUAGCAUCCAAUCCAAUGAUAAAAAGAUUAUCAGCUCCAAACAAUACCUUUUAACUUUCCCCCAAAUUUUAUCAUCCACUGGAAACAAAAUUUGCUUGACUUUACUCGAUGGAUAUGUUCCAGAGGAAAAGGACCUUCGUGUUAUCUCCAGUGAUGCUGAAAAUCGUACAGUUUUCUCUGAAACUUUCAGAGUUGAAAAAGACACUCAAUGUUUCGCUCUCGAAACUAAGGACAUCAAGUCAACCUACGUUAAUUUGAGAGUCCGAUUGGGAGCUGAUAUUGAUGUCGCUCAAAUUGUACCAUUCCAGCCAUCAUAUGGUAUGUCAAUGAUCGAAACCAGCAAACCAGUCUACCAACCUGGUGAAAAUCUCAGGUUCCGAGUUAUUGGUUUUGAUGGAUCAAUGAAACCAUUGAGAAGUGAUUUCGUUUCAAUUGCUCUUUUAAAUCCUGAGAAUGUAAAAAUCAUGGAAUGGCCCGGAAAGGCACUAGAGAAAGGAAUGAACCAUUAUGAAACUGAACUUUCCUCAAACAACAAAGAAGGUAUCUGGAAGAUUGUUGGUUUAACCAAAUCAGGUGAAGCCGUCGAGAAAUUAUUCCAAGUUGCCAAAAAAAUUCAACCUGAAGUUGUCCUAAGAAUCACUCAGGGUGAAAAGUUCAUUGUUGCAAAUGAAGAUAAACACCGAAUGGUCGUAUGUGCUGAAGACAAACACGGAGCUCGAUUGAAUGGAGGCUUAGUCAACGUCAAAGUUGGAAAUCACCUCGUUAUUCGAGAGAAUCCUCUUGAGGAGGAUGGCUGUGUCCACUUCCACCUCAAAAAUGAGACAUUCCGUUUUGAUGCCUUGGUUGGAAAAAAUAUUCAAGGAUCAAUUGAAUAUAUCAAUCGAGAAACUGGCGUUCGUGAAUACAUACCAUUCUAUCUUCCAGUUGUACUAGCCCAAGUGCACCUUCGAGUACCUUCCAGUGCAUUAGUCAAAAGCUACUACAAAUCAGGUCUUCCUUACUUUGGAUAUUUAAUCGUUGAAACCCCUAACUAUACUCCACUUGCUAAUGCUGAAGUUGAAAUCUGUUUCAAAAUCGCAAGCAAACCUUUCCAAUUCGAGGAUUCUCAUGAGAAAUCAUGUAAAAUCUUAACCUCAUCAGCUAAUGGACUAAUCAAAUAUGUUAUUCCCCCUGUUCCCGAAUUUGUUAAGCAAAUCAUCGUUGAAGCUUCAAUUCCUGGCGUUGCCGAUCACAAACAAACCUUCGUUAUCAAUCCCUGGGUUGAACAAAGCGCUACUCAAUUUAUCAUCAAACCAAUUCUUCGAAUCGAUUCCUGCGAAAGUAUGCCUGAAGCUACUCAAUUUACAGUUAUCAUGACUCGAAAUGGCACUGCUUUAUUUAAUAAGUUGUACCUUCAAUCAGCUGGUCGAGUUUCUUCAGCUCAAACCAAGUCUGUUAAGCUUACCCCAACUCCAUAUGUUCCAGAGUCCGAUAUCCUCAUUGGAAACUGGCCCGAAUCAGCUGAAAUCUACUCUGCAAACAUCUACCGAGAAAUUGAUGCCGAAUCAGACAAACAUUCCGUUAUGAAUAGAAUUGUCAUGUACGGUCUUGACUCUAACGGUAAUCUCAUCUCUGACUCAGUUGCAUACCUUAAGGAUUGUUUGAAAGACGAAUCUUUAAUGUCUGUUAAUGUUGACAAGAACAAUAGAAUUGCUGUUGAUCUUAAGGUUCCACAGGGUGUUCCUUGUUCAGUUGCCGUUGGUACCUCAGCAGAACGUGGUCGAUUGACUGAACAAAAAAUCAAUAAAUUGUUAGAAAAGUUUGACGAUAUCUACGCUAAAAGCUUUGAAUGGGACCGAUGCAGUUUAGCUAAAUUAGAGCGAAACACCAACCGACCUUUAAUUGCUGAUUUCAAGAACAAUUGGGAUACCUUCAAAGAAAUGGGUUUACGUGCAGUUUACACAAAAUCUGACAUUUUCAACAAGUCAUGUGAUUGGGAAGUUUUCGAUGAAGCAACAGUAAACAAAUCACUCCAAGGUUUACUUGCUGUUCAACACACUCUUCCUUAUCCUGAACACAUUAUGACUUCUCUUGCUGACUCAGCUAACAUGGCUCAAUUGAAUCAAUUGGAAAACUCAUUGAUCAAUGAUGUUUUGUUCUGGGGACCAAAAGAAAACUUACAAGAUUUCCUUAAAUCUCUUAAGGAAUCUGAUCUUGCAGGCAAAUCAGAAAUUGCUGUUCAUGCUAUCUGUAUGGAUCAAGUUCGAGGAGUUAGAUCACAUUCCGUUGUAAAGCGAUUGAAUACUCAACCAAUCUACAUGCAGCAUGAUUUACCAAUAAUCAUCUACCAAGACACUAUCCAAAACGUUAGCCUUUACAUCAAGCGAGACCAAUCAUCCAUGAAACAAACAGAAUGUAUUCCAGUUGAAUUAGUUUUUGAGAGAUCCGACGCUUAUGAAAUCGUUUCUGAAGCUCAACCACGAAUUUGUUCAUGCUCCAAGGUUACCAAAGUACCUUUGAGAAUUAAAGCACUCAAAACUGGUCCUCUUAACCUUAAAGUCGUUGCUCGAUUCUCUUCAUCUUUGGCUUCUGCUGAAUGUACCUCAGAAAUCGAAAGUUUUGAACCUCAACAGGUUGCUAUCAGAACCAGAGUUGAAUCCUACAAUCCAAAGAUAACUCUUCGAAAAUAUGAGUUAGCCUGCAAAAAUCUCCCUAAAGCUCGAAUUGGAUCCGAUGAUGAUGAAACUAUUCUCAUUGCUCAAGAUUUAGCCAACAUUUUUAUUAAACAAAUCCGAGAUGACAAAUCUAUCCGAACCGAUAUUCUUGAAGUUUUGGCUCGAUUCAACGGAUUAGCUGAUAUGUACAUCCGAAAUGAAAAGAAGUUGCCCCGAUCUUUGUCUCGCAGCAUGGUCGGAGACCUUUACAAAUUAGUUGAAGAACUAUCUCACUACAAAUUACCUCGUGGACCAUUCUCAUUCAACUCAGGUAACCAACGUGUACCAUCACUCGUAGCUACCUCAUUGGCUUACAAAGCUAUCGCUAAAAUCCAAGAUAAAUUGCCCCAAUUCAGCGGUGCUGAUCUUCUUACCGAAAGUUUUGAAUUUAUUGCUGGUAGUAUGAUGAAAGACGGAUGUUUCCGCCCUAAGACUUACAGCAAUAUGCCAAUCAAUCUUUGGCCUUUCGACCAUCAAGUUUCACCAAAGGAAUUGACUGCUUUUGUUGCUUCUACUCUUGUCGAAGUCAAACAAACACCUAGAAUUGUCUUGAAACGAUGUUUGAAAUGCAUUGAUAAUCUUGAAGCUGAACAAUCAGAUUAUUUGACCCGAGCUAUGACUGCUUUCUUGUACGCUAAAAUGAACAGAACCGAAUCAGCAAAGAAACUUAUUCGAGAUUUGGAAAGUGAAUUAACUACCAUCCAAAAUCGAGGAGAAAGAAGAAUUCCUGAGCGAUUCAUGUCAGAGGCUAUGGAUAACUUGAAGUCUAACGAUGAAAAUCUUCGAGCUUUAGCUUAUUUAGUCAAGGCUAAACUUGCAUUGAACCAAACAGAAUCAAUUGAACAACAUAUCCAAAAGUUGAUUGGCUCAAACCUUUCCCUUAACGAUCCUUUGAUUGUUGAUACAAUUGUCGAAGCAUGGCGAAUCCUUUCAACUGGUGAUAAGUCAGUUAUUGCUGAGAUCGAUUCUAAGAGAAUCUCUCUUGAAAAAUUUGAAAUGAAGAAAAUCGAAUUACCACAAGAGGAGAAGAGUUUGGACUUUGAUUCAUCUAAAGGAUGUCUAAUCUUAGAGCGAGUUCGAGAGAUCCCUGUCAGUAAAUAUGAAAGAAAUUACCCUGUCAGUUCUGAAGAAAAGAGAGAAGAUAGCUGGGAACUUAAAAAAGGAGAGACUCCAGCUCCAUACAUCCGAAGAGGAUUCAAGGUUCUAAAGAGCCAACGCGGAUCUGAUGAGUCUUGUUCAACAAGAAGAAUCACCGUUUGUGUUGACGAAAACUUAAAGGAACAACGUUCAUUCACUGUUGUAGCUCCAAAUUACGUAAUUGAUUCAAAUCGUCUUGAUCGAAUGAUGAUUGCCCAUGAAACACCAAUUUCAUCUUAUCAAAUCAAUGAAUACUCCAGCUCACUCAUUAUUGCACCAUUGAAAGAUGCAUGUUUCGUAGUUCCAUUAGUAAAGCAAGGUGAAAUGGUUGAAGAAGAAGUCAAAGCUUACAUCAUUAAGAUUAAUAAAAAUGACAAGCCUACAGUUGGUUCAAUCCAAAUCCAAAAGGAAUGCUCUGUAAGAGCUCGUCGUGCUGCUCCUGAUCAAUCAAACAGUUCAGCUAGCACCGCUAAACCUAAUCGGUCAUCAGGUUCACAACAACCCAACAACAACCAAGGAAGAGAUUAUGCUAAUCAGGUAGAAGAACAACAAACAUACCAAGAACCUUAUCCAGCUCCAGCAUAUGAAGCACCCGUAAAAGGAUACGCACCAGCUCCAGCACCAACUUACGAACCAGCAUACCCAGCUCCAGCUUAUGAAGCUCCAGUUAAAGGAUAUGCACCAGCUCCAGCACCAGCUUAUGCUCCACCCGCAUACGAGCCUACAUACCAAGCACCAGCUUACGAAGCUCCAGCCUAUCAAGCUCCAGCAUAUGAAGCUCCAGUUAAAGGAUAUGCACCACCUCCACCACCACCAACAUACGAGCCAGCUUACCAAGCACCAGCUUAUGAGCCACCAGUUAAAGGAUAUGCACCACCUCCACCACCAGCUUACGCUCCACCAGCUUACGAAGCUCCAGCCUAUCAAGCCCCAGCUUACGAACCUCCAGCUAAAGGAUAUGCACCACCUCCACCACCACCAACAUACGAGCCAGCUUACCAAGCACCAGCUUAUGAACCUCCAGUUAAAGGGUAUGCACCACCUCCACCACCUGCAUACGCUCCUCCAGCAUACGAAGCUCCAGCAUAUCAAGCACCAGCCUACGAACCUCCUGCAAAGGGCUAUGCUCCUUUACCUCCUCCUCCUGCCUAUGCCCCACCAACAUACGAAGCUCCCGCUUAUCGACAAACUCAAGUAUCUGGUCAAGAUAGGCAAAGAACCAUCAAUCCACAGCUUGAAUUUAUACAGUCAGCCGAGAAGUUCUAUCGAACUUUUCCAGGCUUGUUAAAGACCGGUUAUUUCCAGACGAACAAUCAAUACAAUUCUGACGGCAUUGUGACGCUUUCUUAUUUGCAUUCAGGCCGAUCCACUCAACUUAGAUAUGGUAAUUCAUUUGCUUCUAACAAUGGACAGCAAGCACGAAACCCAUCAAAUUCUCAAAGAGGAAAUUCUCAAAACCAACGAGGUUACAACAUGAAUCAAGCUUUACCACAAUCUAGAGCAGCUCGACCCAACAUGUGGUCACAAAACAGCCGAGGAUCUAGGAUGUCUCAACGACAAGCAGCUUACCCUGUUGGAAGUAACAUGCUCCGAAACGAGAGAUUUGCACAAGCUUCAGAAUUGAGAGGUGUUGUAGAGUGUGGUCUCCAACAAGUUGCUUCCUCUUGUCCCGUUUGUCUACCUCGAUUGGAAGUUAGCAUGCUUGAUAACAUGUGCAACAGUACAUCAGUUCUAUCCAUCAUCAAGCCAACCCAAAUAAAAAAGGAACAGAUAACUUGUGGUACAUUCACUGUCAAUCACUCAUAUGGUAAAAACGUAAACAGCACCAAUAUUCCAGAACCAUUCACAAUUAACGACGAUUGUAAAUGUGACUCACUCGAUUACAGCUAUGCUAUCAUUAUAUCAGAUCUGAUGAAAUCUGAUGAAACAAAGGCUACCCGAACUCCCAAAGCAUUUGGUGCAGAAACCACUAUCAUUCCUGCCACACCAUCAAAUGUUCAAAAUUUCGCCACUUUCUAUGCUACUGUAUGUUAGAUGAAUAAAUAACUUCUAAAUUUA
This is a messenger RNA of Tetranychus urticae (two-spotted spider mite), 6027 nucleotides long. The record is from RefSeq and is a predicted model, not a curated record. Lineage: Eukaryota; Metazoa; Arthropoda; Arachnida; Trombidiformes; Tetranychidae.